Messenger RNA from Rhagoletis pomonella (apple maggot), 1754 nucleotides. RefSeq lists its product as uncharacterized. Lineage: Eukaryota; Metazoa; Arthropoda; Insecta; Diptera; Tephritidae. The transcript is spliced from 9 exons. Bases 237 to 866 code for a protein of 209 amino acids. The record is from RefSeq and is a predicted model, not a curated record.
UUCGAUUAAAUUGCAAAAAUUAAUCGAUUAUAGUAAUGAAAUGAUUAGUCGCUACCAUUCCUAAUCUUAUUUGAAAAACGGUACAUUGGUUGCGGCGAAAAGUUUUGCUUCCAUAAUUUGUGCAAGGCAUCAAUAGUGCGGAUUAUAUGGAUUAACUAUUAAUUUAAUUGUGGUUCAUCAUUUUUAAACAUCAGCGACAAAAGUACUGAGAAUACAUAUCUGGUGACAAAAUCGCAAUGGAUAUUGACUACGACUUGUACGACUACAAACUAGUAAAGUUUCUUGAAGAGUCUGUCGACGUGGUCCUGCCACAUGUCAUCGACAUAGUUUACAAAGAUUGGGUCUACUUCAAUACUAAACUGGGUGUCUGCGAAACACGUUUUCCACCUUCGCCAUACGGAGCCAUAAAGAGCAAAUAUUUAUUUAAAAAACUGAUUGAAAAAUCAGAAGCACCCGCAAAUUGGGAAUCAUAUGAAAUCGAAAUUGUCGGUCAUGCAAAAUCGUACAAUGAAGCACUUGAGCGACUACAAGAAUUAAGGAAGAAAUCAUUUGCUUUCACUGACAAUGAAAAUGCUUCCAAGAAAUCCGAAGCUAUGAAACGAGAACUUCAACGCCGGGCAAACGCUGCAGCUUUGAAUGAAAAGAAAGCAGACGAACACUUUAGUGAUAAUGUUUGUUCUUUGAGCGAAAUAGAGACAGAGGCGGAUGAACCAUCCUCAAGCAAAAGGAAAGAUAAACAAUUUAUUUCCAAAUUUAAGAAUCCAAAUCGAAAAAGACGAUGCCACAAUUUUCAAGUUCACCUGAAGCCUCUCCUGCUAAAGAUCAUCAAAAAGUCUGAAGCAUCGCAAAGUUUUAUACAGUGGUGAAAAAAUCGUUGCAAGUUCGUACGAAGUGAGAAGCGAGAACUUAAAUACUCUUUCCAAUGCAACAACAUCCCAAAAAUCAAACAGCCCCAAAGUAACCUAUAAUCAAGUUUCAAAUUAUAAUGUUUUGAUGGAAAUUCUGAAAAAGCAAACUGGAAUCGAAACCGAAAUAAAAUUUUUACGGUCUGAACUUCGAGAAGUGAUGGAAUUAAUCAACGCAUUUCAGAAUAGUGAUUAUUCGGCCAGAUGUCAUGAAAAUGGUCAUCGCGUGAUAUCAAAUAUUCAUUCCUUUAUUGAGAAAUAUGACAUCGAGUUACCAGUCUCUGUUGAGCAAAACUUAACCACGUUGAACCAAAAAUUAAUGGAAGAUGAUUUGUUCUGCGCAGAUUUCGUAAGUUUUGGACAAGCUUUGUUUCUUUGCACCUUGUAGCAACUAGUAAACUACACUCACAAAGAGAGGCAAGAAGGAAGAACGAGCAAAAUAUAAGAAACCGAAAACUAGUAGAGAUUAAAAUUGGCUAUCAUGAGUCUCUUUAAUCGACGCAAAACACUUGCAGUAAAUUUAGCGAAUAUUAUUAAAAACAUAAUUUCCCGCCGAAUUGCCAUGAAAUACACAGCUGUAAGAAAAAGUCCGGAGAAACAGAUUUUCAAAAAGGAACACAAUAAAAUUUACAGCAUCAUAUUCGAUUUUAUUAAUACGACAAGAAAAGAAGAUGAACAUAUUUGUGAUCAAGAAUUCGCAAAUUUACUGGGUUCGUGUCUGACGAACGCGAAAGACUGGGACGGACAAAGGAAAAACAGAAGAUCAGGCGUUCAAGAAUAAGCAAACGCAAAAAACAAAAUUCAACUUUGUACUUAAUUACAAUAAUAAUCAUAUUCUCAAAAAAAGCA